Molecule: messenger RNA, 2944 nt
Organism: Patella vulgata (common limpet)
Lineage: Eukaryota; Metazoa; Mollusca; Gastropoda; Patellidae
Exons: 6
Coding region: 1234-2295 (353 amino acids)
Source: RefSeq, a predicted model, not a curated record
UUGCUGCUCAAACGGUUUCUAGUUUAUUUGUAGCGCUGUGACGGUGUUCAACUGUUUAAGCAGGCGUCUCCGAACUUGGAUUAUUUCAUUAAGAAAUGUGGAAUUAUUUAACGACGAGAAAACGAGUAGCCUGAUAGUUGAUUAGUUUUAAAAUCUGUUCAAUUUAUCUAGGAAUGUGUAAAAGCUAAAUAGGACCAUAAUUCUGGGGGGGUUUUAUGUGUGUGUAAAACAUUCGCGUAACUAACCCUGUAUUGUUUUGAAUCUACGGACAUAAUUACGGGUCAUUAUUUACGUUAAAUUUUAUUUAAUUAAAUGACACCAAUUCUAUGGCACCAUGGUAACAGCUGCUUGUACUCUAAACAAAAACGUAUAAAUUUGUAGAUUUAUUUAUUUCAGUAAAAUUUGUAUUAACAAUUUGUGGAAAUUAAUCAAUACUAACUCGUCAGCUACACGUUCUACGAGAGAUUGACUAACUGGUGAAUUAUAACACCGAAGGGUUGUCAGCAAUACGAGUUAACUCGGUAAUAAUUUGUGAAACACGAACAGCCUUUCAACCGUAUGAUAUCACAUUGCAUUGAGUUGUUUUCGGCGCUUGUGAGCGGAAUACUAAACGAUGCGAUAAUGCCUCAAGCAUUGUCUUUAAGAUUAAUUAAUGCGUCAAGCGAAGAGGGAAGACUGCGUAUUUUAUGUCAUUGAUUGAAGUUUCUUCGGCGUUAACGGACAUUGGAAGAAUUUCUAUACAUGUACUACCUUCGCCCCGCAACCACGUCUCAUGCGUCUGACUUAAGAACUAUAAGCGCAUUUUAGAGAACCUGUUACUAAAGAAAGGAAUCUGAUCUGAAAAUCGAUGGGAUUGCAGAUGAAUUAUUCAGUACCUUGUCUGACAUCUACCAAAAAACGAAAGUGGGAAUAGGUGGCCGUGAAACUUUUGUGGUCGUAAAGAAACGAAUAAGUUGAUGGAAUUUGGCUCCGAUUCUGUUUUCCUUGUGCGUUUUAUGUAGUAUUUUUGUUUUUAAGUUGCUGUAUGGUUUGUGCAUUACGUGUUGUUAUUUUAUUUACGCCAAUAACUACAUUGAGGAUUUUAGUUGGUGGCAUAGCAUUGUAUUCAACUUGAUACGUGUGCUAUUUACCAGUACUCAGACAGACAGAAAGCUAACAGAAUCGGCAAGCGCAACUGGUCUUUGGAAUAAAUAAAGAGAGAACAAAAUAAAACGUGGAUGUUCAGUAUAUGCCAUGAAGAAUUCGCCAAUGAUGAUUUGUGCUAACGGAAUUGAGUAUGAACCUUUGAAGUAUACCGACAAGAAGGUUGAGGAGAAUUAUGAUGUUUAUACGAUAACAGCCGAACCACUACCAUCAAACAUGCGAUCACUGUUACCAGCUUCUGAGAAACACAUGGACACUUACGUCACGAUGAUGACGAAUAAGAACAGGUUGAAAUACGUCAUACUGACGUUGUCGUUGUUUACUGUGUCGGUGAUAUUAUUAGCUGUAUCUGUUAUAGUUGGAUUUAAACAAACCACCUCUGAUGCUUCUAUCCUACAGAGAUUGACAGCUAAGCCUAAACACAACUCUACCAUAACCGACAUUAAAAUACAACAAUCUUUAAAAGAUGGCGGAUAUAAGAACGAAGUUUAUCCAGCCUAUGUAACUAGAACGCCCUGCAUUAAUGAAUGCUGGGCGUAUGCUGCCUUCCGAUUUAAAGCUGUUUGUGAUCAAGGUUUCUGUCACUGUAAAGGACCAAAUUACGAUCCUUUGACAUGCUUACCUCACGUGGAGGACUGUAACAUGAUGGUCAACACCCCGUCUGUGGCAGUGGCAAAGAUCAACGGCAAACAGCAGAAACUAUUUGCCUGUAAGAGUGCCCAGGUGAGGCAAUCCAAAAUUCACGUACUCAGCAUCUUUGGAAAUCACCGAGCAGCUUCGACGAUGGUGAACAUCUCCGGAUCAUCGUCGCAGCCUAAAGUAUUGGUUCUAGUCAACUAUCACCCUAUUACUUGGGAUAUCCGAGUCAGUGAUCCAGUAGAGUUGGAACAGAUCGUCAUGGUAUCGUUCAACCAUCUUUCCAAGACACGUGUUCUACUGCCAGACAAUGGAUCCAUGACAAAACCCAUUAUCCGAAGACUCUUUUCACUAACCGGCUAUGGACAGGAUAGAUUUGGUGGCCACACCCCCGAACUAUUGAAGAACAUCGUUGGUCAGUUUGGCGCCAUCGCCACUUUUACUGGAGCUUCUCACGCUGAUAAUUGGGAUGUCAAUUUCAACAACUUAAACGGAUCCGAUCCAACUUCGACUUGAGAUCGUGAAUUACAUACAUCCGGGUAUAGAUCCCGCACCGAUUAUCCAGUAUUUCCUUGGUGUUUUAUUUAAGAACAUAUUUUUUGUUUGAAUAAUUUGUCUCUAAACCUUACCAAGAACUAUUGUAAUAUUAUUUGUGAAGGUGGUGAUGAGCUAUCGUGUGUAUUUUUAGCGGGUAUCCUGGAUUGGGACGAUGCGAUUGGCGUUGAUUUUUGGUUGAGUGAAAUGAAGUAAGCAGUACCGCUGCGAAGAUGGGAGGCGUAAGUGUUCUGUUUGGGGGAUAUGAAUAACGAACUCCAUGGAAAAUUUAAGCUUUUCGUUUGUAACGUUGCUUAAUAAUAGAUAUUUUGAUUAGCAGAACAUUUUGAGUUGCCAAUAUUUCACUAUACAAGAGAGAAUAGUCCUGUUUAUGGCGGACAAUGGUUGAUUUGGUUUCUGCUUUGAGUGACAUCUUUUAAUUUGAUAGCGAAAUCAGCCGAACAAUGUGCCACGUGAUUUGGAUUGGAUUUUUCAAGGCGUGUAUCUUAUCGGAAGAUGACCCAUGAUUUGUAAAUAAGAACUGACUGUGUGUUUGUGAUAGUAUUAACUUGUAAAGGGGUCUUUUUGCUUGGGGUAUAACUGCAAUUAACAUUAUCACGAUUGACUGAUG